AUGACAGAGGCCAUGGUGGAGGGACCCAGACCCUCCUGUGGCAAUAAAAAGGAGAAAGGUUAUGCAGAAGGCUUGGCUGGCACAGUGGAUGCUUGAGGCCUGUCCUCUGCCAGCUGGAUGUGUCCCUUGCCGCUGGCACCAGCUGGAUCUGCCCUGCUGGCCUGCCACCAGGGCCUGUAUCUGUGUGCCCUGCAGACAGCAUCCCUAGGCACAGCCCCUCAGGGUCUAGAGGACUCCYGGAGCCAGAGGCACCCGCCACUGGGGCUGCAUGCCAUCUCCACCGAUGAUGAGAAACUUGCAGCCAAGUACCACCUGAGCAGGAAUGAGAUGGGCAACCAGCCAGAAAGAGCUGGCCAGGGGCCAUUCUUCCCUCCUCACAACAGCUCCUCCCCGACCCUCUGGCUGAAUGGAACRAGUCCUGGUCCCUCAGUUUUCUGCCCCUGCCCUCCUCUCACCCCCAUCUCCAAGGAGCUUCUACUCAGCCUCCACCCCUUCUAUCCUGGGUACCCUCUGYUCCUGCCUCCACCUUACCUGUUCACCUAUGGGGCCCUACCUUCUGUCCAAUGUCCCCAUCUCUUCAUGUUGCCCCAAGACACCUCCUACUCCACCGUGGCUGCAUCCUGCUUGCUGAGGACAGUCAAUGAUCCUGGGCACUACAGUCCCCAGCGGGAGACCUUGCUUCUGCACCCUGGGGCCCUCCAAGCCUCUGGCCAAACCCUGCCCUCCCAGGCUAAGGAUCAAGACCCAGGAGCUGCCCAAACCUCCUCCCUGGGGAUGGGGAGUGCUGGUGUGGCAGCUCCAGCAAAGCGGAUCCCUCUGGGCUCCAGGGAAGGCACUGCAGGGCUGUCCUACCCGCUGAAGAAAGAGAACGGCAAAAUCCUGUAUGAGUGUAAUGUGUGCAGCAAGAGCUUCGGGCAGCUCUCCAACCUCAAGGUCCACCUGCGUGUGCACACCGGGGAGCGUCCAUUCCAGUGUGUCCUGUGCCAGAAGAGCUUCACUCAGCUCGCCCACCUGCAGAAGCACUACCUGGUGCAUACUGGGGAGCGACCCCACGAGUGUGCGAUGUGCCACAAGCGCUUCAGCAGUUCCAGCAACCUCAAGACCCACCUGCGCUUGCACUCCAGAGCCCCGCCUUUCCAAUGCAGUGUCUGCCCAAGUCGCUCCGCCCAGCACAUUCAUCUGAAGCUGCACCAUUGGYUACACAAGCCCCAGCCCUGCGACCUCUUUCACACCCACUUGCCCCUGGCCUCUCUCUCCUCCUGCCUUGCCCAUUGGCACCAGGGAGCACUAGAUCUUGUAAUGGCACCAUCAGAGAAGCAGACAAACGGCCUGAGACAUGGACAAAGUCAAGGUGUCCUCAGCAUCCCAGGGAAAGCCAGGGCAGCGGAUCCGGGUGCUGCCGAGCGCCCCACGGUCCAGUUCCCCGGCCUUGGCCCCGCCAUGACUGAGCGGCGCGGGGGCCUGGGAGCCCACUUGGCCCGCCUGCUGGCUGGACUAGGGGUCCGAAGGGAACGCAGGGGGAAGGAGACCUCAGAGGAGGCCCGAUCCCGGGAUAGGCCCUGGGGUGGCCAGAGCUGCCCUGACCUGGCCCAGGGCCAGGGCAGCACCAGCGAUGUCAGCCUCAAGGUCCAAGCCCAGAGCCAUUCAGAAUGGGAUCUUCGGGUCCACAGCCACGGUGGUUUCUGGAUUCGGAAGCGAGGACGCAUCUCUGGGAGAACCGCUCAGCACUUGGGGCGCUUACAGAGGCCAGCUGUGGGCAGCGCCUCUGACCUGGCCCACUAUGCCCCCCUGGGGUCUGAGAGCCUGGCGCUGGCCGCGGCCUCAGAGGGGCCCACGGGGGCCAGGCCCGCCUCACACCCGGGGCCUGCUCCUCCACAUCAGGGACAGGGAUCCCUGGGCUGCACCUACCCGCAAGCCCCCGGCACAGCCUCGGAGGUCCCGCCGAGACUGGAGCCGCCCGGCGACCUGGAAGACACGCCCCUGGCGCCCCGCCCCGCAUCCCUCGCCACCGCAGAAGGGGCAAAGGGCGAGCCCGACACCCCAAGGCCGGCGCAAUCAGAGCCAGCCCAGGCCCCACACACGCGUCCCUCUGCCAGGAGGACCCGCUACCACAUCACUGUCACCCUGCAGGGGUGCAGGCAGGCACCUAGGGAGGAGGGAGAGGAACCGGCCCAACCAGCUCCCCGCCCCUGCGGCCCUGAGGAAUCCAGGGGCUGGAAGGAGCCUCCCCAGGGGCCCCGCCCCAUCACGGGGUGCCGGGCUGGCCCGCCCCAGGAGCCCCGGCUGAGAGCACCGCCGCUUCAGGGGAGCACGGCUCAGCGGCAGGAGCUCCAGCCUGGCGGAAAACCUGGGUCCCCGCACAGCCGGUGA
This is a messenger RNA of Urocitellus parryii (Arctic ground squirrel), 2370 nucleotides long. The record is from RefSeq and is a predicted model, not a curated record. Lineage: Eukaryota; Metazoa; Chordata; Mammalia; Rodentia; Sciuridae.